AAAAUAAUGAGUAAGAAUUUGACCAGAUCACGGCUUCUUAGGGUUUUCUUUUUAUAUAUACACAUGUAUUCAUGGGGGAAACUCGAUUGGAGUUUGCUUGCAAGGUAAGAAAAAAAGAACCCAUCAAAUACUGAAAAAAAAAAAAAAAAAGCAUUAUGGAAGUAUUGCAGCAAAUUCCAAAAGCUGACAUGUCAACCUCUAAAUAAGUAGAUUGGAUUCACCAGGAAAGUCGCGUGAGCAAAAGAAAAAAAAGAAAAUCUAUAAGGAAGAGAAAUAAAGAAGGGAGCAGUGCACCACCGUAAACACAUCCCUCUUUCAUUCCCCUUCUUCUCUCCAACGCUAAAGUCUAUAAUCUUUCUCUCUCUCUCUCUUUCUAAACAUAGAACAAUCCCCUUCCCCUAUAUUCUCUCUUUACUCCCUCAAAUUAUUCAUAUCUAUCCAAUUUCUCAACAACUUAGAUCCGAUCCAAUCUCCCCAAAAUGUCGUCCCCCUCGCCUCCAAUCCUCCCUAUCUCCAACCCCCAACCGACCACCACCACCACCUCCUCCCAACCUCCCAUCGCCACCCCAGCCUUCCGCGCAUUCAUCAACCAUAUCUCUGACUCAGUCCGCAACGGCCUUUCACAGCGCCGCCCAUGGGCCGAACUAGCGGACCGCUCCGCAUUCUCCAAACCGGAAUCAUUCUCGGAAGCAGCCCUCCGCGUGCGCAAAAACUAUUCAUAUUUCCGCGUGAAUUAUCUCUCCGUAAUUGGCUUAAUCUUAGCUUUCUCUUUGCUCUCACAUCCUUUGUCUCUCUUGCUCCUUCUUGGACUCCUUUCGUCGUGGCUUUUUCUUUACCUUUUCCGUCCCUCUGACCAGCCUCUUGUUCUCUUCGGCCGUACUUUUUCAGAUCGGGAAACCCUGGGACUUCUGAUUGUUUUCAGCGUUGUUGUUGUUUUUCUUACUAGUGUUGGAUCUGUGCUUAUUUCCGCUCUUAUGGUUGGAUUGGCUAUUGUAUUUGCUCACGGUGCUUUUAGGGUUCCUGAAGAUCUUUUCUUGGAUGAUCAAGAACCUGCUGCUGCUACUGGUUUCCUUUCUUUCCUUGGUGGUGCCGCCUCUAAUGCCGCUGCCGCCGCUGCUCCUGCUGUCGUUGCCGCACGCGUGUAAUUCAAUGUUCUGCAUGAAUCUUUUGAUAACUUUUGCAUUGGAUUCUAUGUUCUGUUUCAUGAAUCUAUUUUGAAUGUUCUUUAGGAUGUAAGUUUAGAUGAUACAAGUUGUAACUGAUUUUACGUUUACAUAUCAUUACAAUAAAAUUAUUUCUUUCUUUUUCUCUAAA
This is a messenger RNA of Ricinus communis (castor bean), 1314 nucleotides long. RefSeq names its product PRA1 family protein B4. The record is from RefSeq and is a predicted model, not a curated record. The transcript has a single exon. Gene Ontology annotation, cellular component: Golgi apparatus; endoplasmic reticulum. The coding region runs from base 480 to 1145 and encodes 221 amino acids. Gene Ontology annotation, biological process: vesicle-mediated transport. NCBI's taxonomy places the organism in Eukaryota, Viridiplantae, Streptophyta, Magnoliopsida, Malpighiales, Euphorbiaceae.